This is a messenger RNA of Arctia plantaginis, 420 nucleotides long. The record is from the annotation of a GenBank genome assembly. Lineage: Eukaryota; Metazoa; Arthropoda; Insecta; Lepidoptera; Erebidae.
AUGGCAAACACAAAUCGAGAGAUCUCCUGGAAAACUUCAGAACCUCGUAAUAAACAUUCUUCUGCGCACCCUCCAUCAAGGUCGAACCAUUUAGAGAAAAUAGGAAACACAUUAUACAGUACACACAAGAACGCCAAAUGCUCUGUAUUAAAAAAUGUGAUUUCUAGGCAAAUGGAACAAGCAGAAUCGAAGAAAACCAAGAAAGAGGAGAGAAUUAAACGCUCAGUAGUAAGACUGGGUGCUAAAUACGCAGAUAUCACAAUACAAGGAAUUUUCAAGUCUGCCACAAAACUCUCUCUCUCUCAGACUAGAGAUCUUCUUCCAGAUGCAGACACAAAUACUCUGAUGAUGCUGAUGGACACUAUGAACAGGAUGAUACACUCGCAUCUCAAUAACUACGACAGUAAGAAAAUACAGUAG